AUGGUAGCAGAGAUAGAUUGUAAUAGUUUCUCAUAUGUUUGCUCGAAUAAAUUCAAAGCAAAAUCAUUUCCGAAUUUCGUUCGUUUAUUAAAAGGCUUGCCAAAAGGAAUUCAUCCAGAUUUUGACUACAAUGGUUUCAAAAAUCGUGUUGAGGAGCUAAAGGAUCUCAAAAUGAAUGAACUUUGCGAAAAAUUCCCGAUUGAAAAGCAAAAAUAUCCUGCACUUGUCUUACAUUUGAAUAAGUCUAAAGCUGAAUGUUGCAAAGUAAUCGACGAAAUCGUUAAAUAUGAUGUUACAUUGACUCCAUCAAUUUUUUGUCAACACAAAGCUCCAGAAGAGAAACUUGAAGUAUACACGAAUGAGUAUACGAAAUUCCAAAUGGAAGCGAACUUAACAAUACCAAAUAUAUUUAAUUUUUCACAAGAAUACAAAACUCCUAUUUUCGGAACUGUUAGAUGGUCCGAAAUCCUCAAAAGAAAUCGAACAAUUGCGAUCGUUGUUGUUAAAAACAUAUCAAGAGCUAAUGAUUACAAAACACAAGCUGAAGCAAAUUCGAAAAAUAUAUAUUGGUCAAUCAUUACACGUUCAAAGUAUAACGAACUUUCGAGUUGGGGACUAAAAGAAAACGAAAUACCUGCUCUUAUUAUUGGAAACCCAACAAAAACAAAAUUUGCAAUUAUUAAGAACAUUACUCCAGAUUCAAUGAUUGAUAUUGCUAAUAGCGAGUUUGGAAAAUAUGGAACAGUUGUUAACAAAAAGAUGAGUUCAGUUUUUCAUGAUUUUAUCCUUUUCCCAGGAAGAUCAGCUUUAUUUAGGAAUACCAUGUAUGCAAUCUUUAUAUUAAUUAUUAUUGCUUUAAUUAUUGGUGGAUUUUUCUUGAAUUCCACUCCAACACUCAAAUUCGAAUAA
Messenger RNA from Trichomonas vaginalis G3, 909 nucleotides. Its product is annotated as intramolecular oxidoreductase activity, transposing S-S bonds. The coding region runs from base 1 to 909 and encodes 302 amino acids. The record is from RefSeq and is a predicted model, not a curated record. Lineage: Eukaryota; Parabasalia; Trichomonadida; Trichomonadidae. The transcript has a single exon.